AUAUAUAACAAUAAUAAACCAAAUAAGCACAAAUAACAAAAUGGUAUGUUUUUUGAUAUGAAGACGUUGGAUCAACAUCCUCCUUUAAGCUAAAUCUCUUUCAUCUACAUGAAAAAAGGUUGUGCACAAGGAGUGAUGCCAAUAUGUUCUUUUUGGUUAAGAAUAACCUAAUUCAAUAUAUUCUUUGACACGUACCUGUCAAGGAUUAUGAAUUAAAGUUGGAUUAUUUUUCUAGAAGAUUUUAACAGAUAAACUUUUGUUAAGUCUAAUGAAAGAGAUAUGACAUCUUAAAAGAAUGUGCUAUCACUUCUUGAUGCACAGGCUGAGUAUCUUUAAGAUACUGUAGAGUAAGAAGUUUCAUAAGGAAGUUCGUUGACAUUUAAUUGGAGAACACUUUUGACUAACUUUAACUCAAUGACACAGCCUUCCAAGAAAGUUGCUCCAGCUCCUUUAGCCACUAAGUCUAAAGGUACUUCUACUAGAUCUAACCCUUUAGUUGAUUCUACUCCUAAGAACUUCGGUAUCGGUCAAUCAAUUCAACCUAAAAGAAAUUUAUCAAGAUUUGUUAGAUGGCCGGAAUAUGUUAGAUUACAAAGACAAAAGAAGAUUUUAUCUUUGAGAUUAAAAGUUCCUCCAACCAUUUCUCAAUUCCAACAUACUUUAGAUAAGAAUACUGCUGCUCAAGCUUUUAAAUUAUUUAACAACUACAGACCAGAAACCAGUUCUGAAAAGAAGGAAAGAUUAACUAAAGAAGCCACUGCUAUUGCUGAAGGUAAAUCCGCUAAGGAUGCUUCACCAAAGCCAGUUGUUGUCAAAUACGGUUUAAACCAUGUUGUUUCCUUAAUUGAAAACAAGAAGGCUAAAUUAGUAUUAAUUGCCAAUGAUGUUGACCCAAUUGAAUUAGUCGUAUUUUUACCUGCUUUAUGUAAAAAGUUAGGUGUUCCAUACGCUAUUGUCAAAGGUAAGGCUAGAUUAGGUACUUUAGUUCAUAAGAAAACAGCUGCUGUCGUUGCUUUGACUGAAGUUAACGCUGCUGAUGAGGCUGAAUUAGCUAAAUUGGUUUCUACUAUCAACGCUAACUUUAUUGAAAAGUACGAAGAUAACAGAAGACACUGGGGUGGUGGUAUUAUGGGUGCUAAAGCUCAAGCCAAGGCUAUUAAGAGAGCUAAGGCUGCUGCUGUCCCAACCAAUUAGGAAAACCUUUAAAUCCUUCUCUAUUUGUAUAUUAUUAUUUCGUAAUUUAUUUAAUUAAACGAACAACGUCUUCAUAUUUUAAAUCACUAUUUUGUAAUUAUUACUAGUAUAUAUCAUCAAGUCUUCUAAUAAAG
This is a messenger RNA of Scheffersomyces amazonensis, 1328 nucleotides long. It is a transcript of the gene RPL82, whose product is annotated as 60S ribosomal protein eL8. NCBI's taxonomy places the organism in Eukaryota, Fungi, Ascomycota, Pichiomycetes, Serinales, Debaryomycetaceae. Gene Ontology annotation, cellular component: cytosolic large ribosomal subunit. Gene Ontology annotation, biological process: ribosome biogenesis; maturation of LSU-rRNA. The record is from RefSeq and is a predicted model, not a curated record. The coding region runs from base 415 to 1194 and encodes 259 amino acids. Gene Ontology annotation, molecular function: RNA binding. The transcript has a single exon.